AUGGGCCCCACCCACCUCCCGCCAGAACUAGUCCGCAACCUUCUCGGCGCGCCACCGUCCCCGCCAACCCCCGACCUCAAGUCAUACCCAGUCAUAACGCCGUCGACAAACAACAUCGCAUACCAUGCCGAGCGGUCGUCCCCAAGCGACAUCGACACGGCGGUCACCGUCGCCCACAACUACCGCCGCACAUGGGCGAGCACGCCGCUGCGGAACCGCACCGACGUCGCGCGGCGCGCGGCCGCCUUGCUCCAGGACGAGUCGUCGGGCUGGGCCGAACGGCUGCUGGCGAGUAAUGUCGCCGAGACGUCUGUUUCCGCCUGGUGGGCGUCCGAGCAGAUCCGCUUUCUGCCAGGGUUCAUGAAGCACCUUGCUAGCUGUGCCAAAGAUGCGCUGGCGCCGGAGGAGGUCGUCGCGGGGAACUCCAAGUUUACGCUCACGCGCGAGCCGUACGGCGUGUGUCUUGCGAUCGGGACGUGGAACGCAGCCCAAGUCCUCACCAUGCGCGCGGUCCUCACCCCGCUCAUCGCGGGCAACACGGUCGUCCUCAAGACGUCCGAGGCGAUACCGUACACCCAAGUCCUGUGGGCCGAGCUACUGUACGCUGCUGGCUUGCCGCGGGAGGCGUUGACGGUGGUUCAUGUCGCUGUUGAGGAUGCUGAGGAGUUGGUUGGGGCCUUGGUGGCGGACAAGCGGGUGCGCCACGUCAACUUCACCGGCACCACGCGCGUCGGGUCCAUCAUCGCCUCCCUCGCAGGCAAGCACCUCAAGCCAACGCUCAUGGAGCUCGGCGGGAAAUCCCCCGUCCUGCUACUGCCCGACGCGCCGCUCGAAGUCGCAGCGAGCCAUAUCCUCUUCGGGGCCUUCAUGAACAGCGGCCAGAUCUGCAUGGGCACCGAGCGCGUGCUCGUGCCGGCGUCGCAGUACGACGAGCUGGUCGGUCACCUGCGCGAGGCGUGGGCCGGCGCCCAAGUAAAGCGGUACGCGACGAUGCACGCCGCACACGCGGGCGACCGGAUCCGCGAGCUCGUCGCGGACGCACUGGCGAACGGCGCGUCCCGCGUCCUCGGCGACGCGGGCGACGCGGGGGCGGGAGCGCUCGUCGUGCCCCAUGUUCUUGGCGACGUGGGGCCCGAGGCCCGCCUGUAUGCCGAGGAGAGCUUCGGGCCCGUCGCGGUGCUGAUCAAGAUCCCCGACGACGGCCUGUCCGAGUCGAGCGUGAUUGACGCCAUGGUCGCCAUUGCGAACGAGAGCGAGUACGGCCUCAGCGCGGCCGUGUGGGGGCGCAACGCUGCCCGAGCUGCGCGUGUCGCCCAGCGCCUCGAGUGCGGCAUGUGCCAUAUCAACUCGCCGACGCUGAACGACUUGCCGACCGUGCCGCAUGGCGGGUGGAAGGCUUCCGGCUGGGGACGGUUCAACUCUUCCGAGGGGCUGAGGAACUUUACCCAGGUCAAGAGCAUCGAGGUGCCGCGCGAAGUGUUCGCCAUCCCGCUUGACACGCUCGAGCUGUAGCGAGCGAGUCGCGGCCGUGACCUGCCACAACUGUGUACGACUGUCCCGACCACCGCCCCAUCACCACUGUAUCAAAAUCCACGCUCACAAUCUGUAAGAUACUAUGCAUAUGAGUACGAGUCA
Vanrija pseudolonga is the source of this 1635-nucleotide messenger RNA. RefSeq names its product Vanillin dehydrogenase. The record is from RefSeq and is a predicted model, not a curated record. Bases 1 to 1512 code for a protein of 503 amino acids. The transcript has 5 exons. Gene Ontology annotation, biological process: GABA catabolic process. Gene Ontology annotation, molecular function: succinate-semialdehyde dehydrogenase (NAD+) activity. Lineage: Eukaryota; Fungi; Basidiomycota; Tremellomycetes; Trichosporonales; Trichosporonaceae.